GUGGAUUUCUUUCUCCCAAAACGCUUUUUCUUAUGGAAAACAAAUGUCCCUCAUUUUUAAAAUUCCAUGAUCUCUCCCUUCCAAUGACUUAGAAUCCUGGGUGGCAAACACCUGGAUUCAGGGCGACAGAGCCCUUGCAGAAGCCCGGGGCUCCACUCCUAUUCUGUCUGCCCUUCAGGCUCCAGCCCCGCCUUCCGAGGGGCGGAGCCGGCACCCUGCGGCCGGGUCAAAAACUCCGAGCUCGACCCUCGUUUGUUACUGAGACCCGGGACUGUCCACGGGGACCUUGAACGAGAGCGACCCCCGCUUACCCAAGACAGUCUCUGCGAGCAGCCCACCGCCGGCCGAGGCCCCGCGCGCCCCUCGCCAUGGCUGCGCCGUCGCGGCUCCUGAUCCGCGGGGGUCGCGUGGUCAACGAGGACUUCUCGCAGGCGGCCGACGUGCUGGUGGAGGACGGCGUGGUGCGGGCGCUCGGGCGUGACCUGCUGCCACCAGGGGGCGCGCCCGCGGGGCUGCGGGUCCUGGACGCCGCCGGCAAGCUCGUCCUGCCCGGAGGCAUCGACACGCACACGCACAUGCAGUUCCCCUUCAUGGGCACGCAGUCCGUCGACGACUUCCACCAGGGCACCAAGGCGGCGCUGGCAGGGGGUACCACCAUGAUCAUUGAUUUUGCCAUUCCUCUGAAGGGCGGCUCACUCAUCGAGGCCUUUGAGACCUGGAGGGGCUGGGCUGACCCCAAAGUCUGCUGCGACUACAGCCUUCAUGUGGGCGUGACAUGGUGGAGUGACCAGGUUAAAGAAGAAAUGAAAAUUCUUACCCAAGAUAAAGGCGUUAACUCUUUCAAGAUGUUUAUGGCCUAUAAAGAUCUGUACAUGGUGGGGGACAAUGAGCUGUAUGCAGCCUUCUCUCAGUGCAAGGAAAUUGGAGCAAUUGCUCAGGUCCAUGCAGAAAAUGGAGACUUAAUUGCAGAGGGGGCCAAGAAGAUGUUGGCUUUAGGGAUAACCGGCCCCGAGGGCCAGGAGCUGUGCCGCCCGGAAGCCGUGGAGGCCGAGGCCACCCUGCGAGCCAUCACCAUCGCCAGCGCCGUGAACUGCCCGCUCUACAUCGUGCACGUGAUGAGCAAGUCGGCAGCGAAGGUCAUAGCGGACGCCAGGAGAGACGGGAAGGUGGUCUAUGGAGAGCCCAUCGCGGCGAGUCUGGGCACAGAUGGCACUCACUACUGGAAUAAAGAAUGGCACCACGCAGCCCACCAUGUCAUGGGUCCACCCCUGCGACCAGAUCCUUCCACACCCAAUUUCCUCAUGAAUCUGUUGGCUAAUGGUGAUCUCACCACAACGGGGACCGACAACUGCACUUUCAACACCUGCCAGAAAGCUCUAGGGAAGGAUGAUUUUACUAAGAUUCCCAAUGGGGUGAAUGGUGUCGAGGACCGGAUGUCGGUGAUUUGGGAGAAAGGCGUGCAUAGUGGUAAAAUGGAUGAAAACCGUUUUGUGGCAGUUACCAGCACAAAUGCAGCUAAAAUCUUUAAUCUCUAUCCAAGAAAAGGAAGAAUCGCAGUAGGUUCAGAUGCUGACAUUGUGAUUUGGGACCCAAAAGCUACAAGGACUAUUUCUGCAAAAACUCAUCAUCAGGCUGUUAACUUCAACAUCUUUGAGGGCAUGGUUUGCCAUGGGGUGCCCCUUGUGACUAUUUCAAGGGGCAAAGUGGUGUAUGAAGCUGGAGCUUUCAAUGUCAUGGCAGGAGAUGGGAAGUUUAUUCCUCGGAAACCAUUUGCUGAAUAUAUUUACAAACGAAUCAAGCAGCGAGACCAGAUUUGCACACCUACCCCUGUGGAGCGUGCACCCUAUAAGGGAGAAGUUGUCACACUGAAAUCCAGAGGCUCAAAAGAAGAUGCCACAGCUGGGACCAGGAAAUAGCUCCACCCCUGACCUCAGCACUGUCGGGUAAGGGAAGGUAAAAUCAGAGAAAGGAUGCUGCUGUUCCCGUCACAGUUAAACAUCCUCAGCUCAUUGAGAAACAGGUCUGAUUUCAACUCCCCUUGAUCCUUUUGGCAAAAUGAUCACUCUAGUCCCCUUUCACUUUCUUUCAGAAGCGAUCGCUGCCUUUCUGUGAUUUUGUUGCUGUGUAGCAUUGAAGAUAUAAAAGAAUCUUACUGUGAUAGAAAGUCUGCAUGAAAAUUCAUUGAUGAGACUUUUAAAAUAUCUUUGCUUGUAGUAGAUUUCUUACUUUGAAUUUUUCAAAAUCAGUUUCUUGAUUAAAGUUUUAUUAAAAAUGGCUACAUUGAUUUAAAAAUACCAACACUGUGAUUUUACAUUUUAUUGUGGUUAACAAACAUUCAGAUCUUCAUUUUACAUUGUGUUUCCUGAAUUAUGUGUAUCUCCUUCUAACUAGUAGGAUCAGGACUGGGGGGUUGGUUUUGAUUCAGAAGAAUGAUUGCCCGUGUGGCAUCUUCUCCAACAACUCCUGGAAAUGAGAUGCCUCGGCAAACCCAUGUAAUCAAAUUGGAUAGUCAACCUUAGAAGAACUUGGAGGCAAAUUAUCCAAUCACACUGAGAAAUGCAGAAUUUGAGGGAAUUGAUGGAAUCAGCUGCACUGAUGCCUCCCUCUUCUCCCCAGUCGGUGCUGCGAGCCUUUGGUGCGUGUGGGGAAGCUGAGCUCGUAUUUCUUCUCUUAGGUGACUGGGUCAUGAGACUAAAAACAUGGAGCAAAAUCAGGGCAUUUAUACUCUCAUUCCAGGUGCGUCUAAUCUACCCUGAGGUAUUCACUUAGAUGAGGGGUGUAUUUGCACAUUUUAUAAUGGGUCCUAAGAAUCCUGUUUUCCCAUUUUCUUUAUGCACGCAGAAGAAAGGGCAGUGAGCUGCACCUGAAAAAGAACUAGAACUUCUAGUUCAACCUACAGCUCUUUUUUCUCAGUUAAGAGAUACCUUAAAAUACUUUAUUCUUUUUCUCUUCCCCUUUGGUUGUCUAUGGAAACUCCACAGUUGGACUACUGAAUCCUCUGAAAAGAAAUGAAUUGUUUCCUUGUCUAGCUGCUGAUUCCCACACAUCCUUUCAUAUUCAGCUUAAAUAUCACCGCCUCUUGGAGACUUUCCCAGAUGCAGCAUAACAGGAUUAGGUCCCUUUUUUGUGCUCUUCUCUAGCAGGACCCAGCAAAUACCACAUCACACCACUUCAUCCCAUUACAUGAUAAUUACUUAUUUGUCUCUCUCCUACAGGAAAUGGAA
Molecule: messenger RNA, 3224 nt
Organism: Choloepus didactylus (southern two-toed sloth)
Lineage: Eukaryota; Metazoa; Chordata; Mammalia; Pilosa; Megalonychidae
Gene: DPYS
Product: dihydropyrimidinase
Exons: 10
Coding region: 369-1916 (515 amino acids)
Biological process (GO): pyrimidine nucleobase catabolic process
Cellular component (GO): cytosol; cytoplasm
Molecular function (GO): dihydropyrimidinase activity
Source: RefSeq, a predicted model, not a curated record